This is a messenger RNA of Polistes dominula (European paper wasp), 2225 nucleotides long. RefSeq names its product antizyme inhibitor 2. Lineage: Eukaryota; Metazoa; Arthropoda; Insecta; Hymenoptera; Vespidae. The record is from RefSeq and is a predicted model, not a curated record. Gene Ontology annotation, cellular component: cytoplasm. Gene Ontology annotation, molecular function: ornithine decarboxylase activity.
AUUAAAAAUGUAAAAUUGUCAAAUUGUAAAAAAAAAUGUCUGUUCUUUAGGUCGUCAUUAGGCCUCAUUAUUUGUUCACAAUUAAAUUACAAAUGAACAUUAUUAAAUUAUGUUGAUAAUAAAUGUUUGUAAAAGACCGUCAUAAGUCAUUCAACAGAAUGACUGAUUGUGAGAUAAAUGUCGAUGUACGAUAGCAGCUUUACAAACAGCUGAUGGCUGAUAAUUUCUAUGUGAUUACUAUACUAAUUAUAUCUCUAAAUGGAUCGCAAAAUUGUGAAAAACUUCCUGGUAAAACUCAUAUUUCUCAUAUUAUGAAAUCUGAAAUUUGAAAUAUGAUGUGCAAACAGGUGGUAUCAAUGUACUCACUCUACUCUAAAUGCAAAUACAAAUAGUUUAACAAUACAAAUUAUCAUUGAGUAAAUAAAAAGUGUGGUCAUAAACAAUGCUUAUCAAUUAUAUAAAGGCAUCGAAGGUUCAUCGAAACAAAAAAGAAUUCGUUCUGCACAGAAUAUAUAAUAUAUGAAACAUGUCGUCUUCUUUGAUUAACGGCAACGAAAUCAAGAUUUACGAGGAUCAAGUCAAAGAGUAUGAUAUUUUAAAAGAGAUCAUUGCUAGUCGUGAUCAAGAAGAUGCAUUUUACAUAUUAGAUCUCGGUGAUAUUAUUAAAAAGCAUAGAAAUUGGUUGAAAAAAAUGCCAAGAGUUGUGCCGCACUUUGCUAUAAAAUGUAAUCCUGAUCCAACGGUUAUUAAGAUUCUAGCUGCUAUGAAUGCCAGUUUCGAUUGCGCCUCGCCGCAAGAAAUUGAACAAGUUAUGCAGUAUGGUGUAACACCGGAUAGAAUAAUCUUUGCCAAUCCAACAAAGUGUCCAUCUCAAAUAAAAUUUGCCAAAAAUGUUGGAGUGGAUAAAAUGACAGUUGACAACGAAUUGGAACUUUAUAAAAUCAAAAAUCUGUUUCCUGAAGCAAAAAUAAUUAUUCGCUUUCGAUGCGACAGUAACUCUAAUCUAACUAAAUUUAUUAAUCUUGGAAUUAAAUUUGGGUGCGAUCCAGGCGACGAAGCAAACAAAUUAAUCCAAAUAAGCAAAAAUUUAGGCUUAACUUUACAUGGAUUUAGUUUUCACGUUGGUAGUCCAUGUAGCGAUUUUAGUGCAUACACGUAUGGAAUAGAAAUAUGUAAGCAUUUGAUUGUUUUCGCUAAAUCGAUAGGAUGCAAAGAUAUCAAGAUAAUAGAUAUUGGCGGUGGCUUCCCAGGGGACAGUGAAUUUCGAAUCGACGAGCUUGCAAAUGUGAUUAAUGAUGCUGUAGACAAAUUAGAUUCUGAUAUACAAGUUGUAAGCGAACCAGGUAGAUAUUACGUCGAAUCAGCGUUUACUUUAGCUGCUUAUAUACAUUCGAAAAGAACUAUAUCCGAUGAAAAUGGUCUGAGACAUAUGUACUUUGCUAAUUGCGGAGUAUACAGUGGUUUUAUAGAAGAAUUAUUAAACUUAUGCUCGCGUCAUCCAAUUUCAUUGUUCAAUCCUGUAUCCGAUAAAAAAUACCUAUCCACUUUAUGGGGCCCGACUCUUGAUUCUUAUGACUGUAUCAUCAAAGAUACGUUAUUGCCAGAAUUUCAAAUAGGAGAUUGGCUUGUUUGGAGCGACAUGGGUGCAUACACUUCUUCCUUAGCUUUCAAAUUUAAUGGAUUUGAGCCACCAGUAGUUUAUCCAUUCAUCAGAAAAAGCCAAUGGGAAGAGUUUUGUGACAUUACCAGAUAUAACAUGAACUAUUGGCUGUGUAAAUUAGAAUAAGCGGAAAACUUAAUAUUUUUCUAAUAACGCAUGAAUAUAUGUACCAUAAAUGGUACAUACAAAAAUACUUAUUAAUUAUAUUUGUUUUUUUUCCAUUUGAUAAUAUACUUUUUCUUUUUUCUGCUAAUAUUAUUGAGUCGGUUUAGAUGGUACAGUGGAAUUGUCAAUAUUCGAAGAUAAUAUCUCAUUCCAUCUGUAAAAAGAAAAAAGACGAAUAAAAAGGAGAAGAAGAAGAAGAAGAAGAGAUUGUUUGACAUAAUCCUGGUUCAAGUCCAGCAUUCUUUUGCGCUUCAAACAAAUCUUGUGCAUUUAUAAUAUCUUCGAUAGGCGGAAUCGACGACAUUGAAUUACGUACCUUUUUUUCAAAGACAAUCAUUCGUAUUAGAUUUAACAGAAGGCAAGAAUGAAAAUGUCUAGAUAAUAUAAUUGUCAUACCAUU